Messenger RNA from Coprinopsis cinerea okayama7#130, 714 nucleotides. RefSeq lists its product as hypothetical. Bases 1 to 714 code for a protein of 237 amino acids. The transcript has 2 exons. Lineage: Eukaryota; Fungi; Basidiomycota; Agaricomycetes; Agaricales; Psathyrellaceae. Gene Ontology annotation, cellular component: cytoplasmic exosome (RNase complex); nuclear exosome (RNase complex). The record is from RefSeq and is a predicted model, not a curated record. Gene Ontology annotation, biological process: U1 snRNA 3'-end processing; exonucleolytic trimming to generate mature 3'-end of 5.8S rRNA from tricistronic rRNA transcript (SSU-rRNA, 5.8S rRNA, LSU-rRNA); TRAMP-dependent tRNA surveillance pathway.
AUGGACGAAACACCCUCUCUUUCUCAUGGACACAACCCUCUCAAUCUCACUUCCACUUUCCCUCAUCGGCCAUCCCUCACAUACUCGAUACAUCACCCCCAAACCCGAAAAACAGUACCAAACCUCGACCUCCCCGCUCUCUGCUCGCCCAAAUUCAAGCCCGGCCCACCGACAGACGAAAGCCAGGUUCUCUCAGAUAGGCUGAACGAGGCUCUUGUCACGUACGUCUGUCUCCCAUCCUAUAUACACCUGGCUUAUGGUUUGCAUAUCUGCCCUGGCCUUUCCUUGCCAACCCAACGGACCACGACGUUCUUCUUCCCAACCACCCCACCAAACCAAACACCCAAUCCCGCCCUCCAAAAUACCCUAAAACACAACAACAGCGCCAACACCCUCCCCCUCGAAUCCCUCUGCAUCCAGCCCAACAAAUCAGUCUGGACAAUCUACCUAGACGCCAUCUGCAUAAACUACGACGGCAACGCAUUCGACGCUGCUCUGAUGGCUAUGGUGUUGGCUUUAAAGAAUGACCCAACAUCCUUCGAAGAACCCCUCCUCAACGACACACUCACCAUCAUCAUGGAUGACAAAGCAGAAUUCAUCUCCGUCUCCCACCUCGGCGUCGGAUCCACAAAACACGAAGACGCCUUGUCCUACUGUAUGGAACAAGCAAAGGAACGACAUGCUGCCGUGUUCAAAACCAUUUACUCUUCUUGA